Messenger RNA from Plodia interpunctella (Indianmeal moth), 2684 nucleotides. Its product is annotated as leucine-rich repeat-containing protein 24-like. The transcript has 3 exons. Bases 240 to 2000 code for a protein of 586 amino acids. The record is from RefSeq and is a predicted model, not a curated record. Lineage: Eukaryota; Metazoa; Arthropoda; Insecta; Lepidoptera; Pyralidae. Gene Ontology annotation, molecular function: protein binding.
CAGAGUUCGCUCGUCGGGCUUACGCGACGGUCGUGUGCGGUACCAAGUUCGUAUGUGAAGUGUAUGCACUGGUGAUAAACUCUUUGGUUUUACGCACUCGGAUUUGGUUUGGAAUACCCUUUAUUAUCUAUGAUCUUGCCUGUUGACACUUAAGAUGACGAUUGCGAGAAGAAUAUUUUGAGAUGACGUUGAGAAUGACUUGAGGCACUCAGCCGCUGUAAACACAAAGCCGAAAUGAGAUGAGUAUGCGCGUGGCUUGGUCCAGGUGGUACUGGAUAGUGAUUUUCACGACAUGUGCCGCCAGGACCUCAAGUGAUUGGCUAGACUGCGCGCACAUCGACACCUGCCACUGCAAAUGGUCUUCAGGGAAGAAAACUGCCAGCUGCUCCUCCGGUGACCUUCGCCGUCCGCCGUCACUCUCCCCAGACAUACAAGUCUUGGAUUUGCAUGACAAUCCACUUCGAAACCUGCCCCAGCAGAUCUUCGCAAGCAUUGGUCUCCUCAAUUUACAAAAGUUAAACCUACGAACUACGAGACUACGAUCGAUCCAUGCCGAUGCAUUUUUAGAAUUAAGGAUAUUGAUUGAAGUUGAUUUAGGAGAUAACGACCUCUCAAAUCUGCCGAGAGACCUAUUUAGAGGCAACGAAAGACUGCGAUUAGUUGUACUAAGUAACAACCCGCUGACCACGCUCGUGGCCGACCAGUUCCCACCGCUGCCGCAUUUACGAAUACUUUUAUUAGAUGGUUGCAGACUAAGGUCCUUGCAUACAAAUUCCUUGCGCAACCUAAAAGCUUUAGAGACAAUAGACUUACGUAGAAAUCAGCUAACAUUCCUUCGUUUGAUUACAUUUUCUUUACCAUCUUUGAAGACAGUGUCUUUAUCAGGAAACCCUUGGAGAUGUGAUUGUCGACUUAGAGAGUUCAAGGAAUGGUUUUUAGAUAGUAAAUUGGGAACAGAAGAAUUAUUGUGCGUAGAACCUUCAACACAAGCUGGAAAUAAGUGGCGAAACGUACCAAGUGAAAAUAUGGCUUGCUCCCCUGAAGUGCGGUCAAGUACUUUAGUAGUUAGAGCUGAAGUUGGACUCGCUACUACUUUUGGAUGCUGGGUUCAUGGAGUCCCAAAGCCAAGAGUAACAUGGUUAUUCGAUGGUGUAGAUGUUCAUAAUAACACUGUUGAUGUUGAUAUGGAAGAGACAGAAACUAAUAUUGAUGAUGAUAAUUCUGAAGACAGAGUGCCUGGUAGUGUACGGUGGGUGAAUAUAACACUUCUUAAUGUAACAUCAAAUGCAGCUGGUGAAUGGACCUGUGUAGCUAAAAGCCCUGCAGGAGAAGCCAGAGCAAUCAUUAGUUUAGUCCUGCCGAGAUCUCAAACAGCUACUGCUCGAACCGCCCCUGGAAUCCCCCAGCUUUUAGGAGUAGUGUUUGGCGCGUUGGGUGUCUUAGCUAGUCUAGGUUUUAUCGCAGCUGUUGCCUGUUGGCAUUUGAGAAGACGAACAGUUCCACCGAGUAGAAGCUUUAACGACCAAGAAAAAAGACUAAUUGAUGCAUCAGUUGUCGUCAGUUGCGAUCGGUCUAUAGGGGAUAUAGCCUCGCCAUGUGAUUUUGAGAUGACCAACCGGUCAAUGGACGAUAACCAACCAAGAGGUUGUGGUGGAUUUGAACCUGUACAUAUAACAAUAGAAGGUACACCUGGCGCAUUUCCUCCUCCUCCAGCAGAGUUUGCUGUACCAGUUCCAUAUGGGAAUAUAUUCAUAUCGGUACAAGUAGCAGGAAGAGGGGAGCCGGGGAAAUACCCUGAUUUGUUAAGUGGUGGAGCAACUUUACCAAGAAGAAGUAGAACUUGCUGUACAGCACCAGCUUAUGAUAAUAUGGGUCCGAGGGUAACUGCGACUGGUAGUUCGACGUGGUCUCUUCCUGGUGCCAAUUCGGAUAAUGUGGAGCUCUCAGAGACGCCAGUUUUAAACUUACCUCCACCGCCGCCUGAGUUUGUUUCACUUUAGCCUAGGCCAUUGGUACUAGACCCCUCUUCACUGAGGUGACCUGGUACCCAUAAAAUUACAAGUCAAUUAGGCUUUCCCCUAAUUUUAAUACAUUUACGACAAUUUUGACGUGAUUAUUUUAAUUGUAAAUUUAAUUGUAAAUAGUUUGUAUAAGUGCGGACGAUGUGUGACAUCCUGUGAGAUAUAAUACGUAAGGUUGUUAUCAAUAUUAAAUCUAAAUUGUACUUUAAAGCAUUUACGAUACUUGUUGAUAUGUUGAAAUUCUGAGGCGAGGAUGCAUUACGGCUUUAUUCGAAGGGAAUAAUGGAAUGCGUUCUACGUUAGAAUGCGAUCCUAACAAUGAACUCGAUCUUUGAAUGUCCUCAGAAUAGAAAAUGCCUAUUGUUAGAGAGCAUUGUAACUUAAUACGCAUUUCCCUUUGAAUAUCAGCGUUAGAUUAACCUUCUUUAUUUCUUAGAUAUUCCUUUAAGCCUUUUCAAUGUACGUCUUUGUCUUCCCAACUUUUGUAAAUAUUGUUUAUUAUACAAACCUCCCAAACAUAAGACUGACCCUUCUCUCUUGAUUUCUCUUUGUAACUUUAACGAUUAAUAAAGCUAUGUAUACACUCCACUUAGAGUCAGACAAGAUAGCUUCAUUUUCUUUGAAAGCAACUAAUGUAAAAGGAAAUAAACCGAUCAUGUAAAA